AUGAAAGCCAUAUUCCCAACUAUCAUUUUCGUGGGUUCAAGUCUCUGGGGGUAUCAUUACGGAGAAAUCCCAUUCACCGGCAUUCGGCCUCCUAGCUCCCUCGCCCAGCGCACACUAAGCAGCCUUCAAUUAGCCGGUUCAGCGUAUGCUCUGGGUGAUCUUCUGCCAGUCAACGUUUCUUCCGCAGCCCUGGGCAUACCAAGUUCACUGCAUCCAGUCCAUACAUAUAAAGCUCCGGGGAUCUUUUAUCCGCCAACUUCCAUCAAUGAUAGCUCUAUUGCGCCCGAGAUUCGAAUCCCAAAGUCUCUGCCAUCCCCAUUGGCACUGAAUGAGCUAGGGAGAGAACAAAAGCAUUCCUUCGAGAGAGUCGUGCUUGUUCUGAUGGUUGUCAAUUUUGGUAUUCUGGUGAAGCUAAUCUUGUACCGCAAUGAAGACCGCGCCAGCGAGAUCAAGAGCCACUAUGACCAGCGCGAACACAUUGAGCGGCUCUUGUACCUAUACGCAGGUACUCUACCCGUGAUAGGUAAUCAUAUACUGCGCCAGUCGAAUCAGAAGUUUGCAAAGGUCGAGGAAUCGAUCCAGAGAUUGCAUGCGAAGUUUGAAAGGUUUGACAGCGGGUUGCAAGAUUUGGAGGACCUCACCAACCCAGAUCGAAUAGACGAAGCUAUGGCACGCUGGAAGAGCUUCCACGAGCAGCUUAAGGAACUCCCCAGAGAAACCUCCAAGGCCCUUUCGGACAUUGUGAGGACUUUGGAGGCUUCGCUUGAGACCUCUGAGACCGAUGGAGCUAGUACCGGAGAAGACUGA
Penicillium manginii is the source of this 807-nucleotide messenger RNA. RefSeq lists its product as uncharacterized. The transcript has a single exon. NCBI's taxonomy places the organism in Eukaryota, Fungi, Ascomycota, Eurotiomycetes, Eurotiales, Aspergillaceae. The coding region runs from base 1 to 807 and encodes 268 amino acids. The record is from RefSeq and is a predicted model, not a curated record.